AUGACGCUUCUAUUUAUAGCGCUCGAUCUUUUCUUGUCUGCCAUACACGAGGAGUUGUCGUUGUAUUUCGACACCUGCUUUGCCGUCGAAGACGAAUCGUUCUGGGUGCAGGUUGCACCGUUACUGAGGCUGAAUCAUAAUUAUGAUACUCAGCUGCCUGGAAUGGUAUGUCGUGUCUAUAUGCGAGAAGUUACGCCAUGGGUGUUAAGUGUUGUCGUUGUUCCAACAACUGUAAGCAGUAUUGAUAAACUCGACGCCGUGCCACUGCUAUUCAGUUUGUGUGACGAACCAUUGUUGGCAUGGAAUCUAGCAAAACGCAAAACACCACCAUCGGAACGGGUUCUGGAUAGACGAUUUUUACCAUCGCCAUUAAGUAGUUGCCAUGAAGACGUACCGCCUAUCGAAAUUCCUCCCAAAGAAUGGAUAUCAUCGAGUCGAUGCCUUGAUGUAUUACGAGAGAACUACAAACCGGGUUCACUGGGGCAAACCAUUAAUGAUGUCGAUGAGAAGGUCGUCACUAAAGCGAUCGUCUCUACAUUGUAUGCAGCAGUUCAGAGGGGCGCUAAUAUUGACCAUGCCAUCGUGCGAAAUGUGCUUGAUGAACAAUGCGAAUGUACAAGUCUUGAGGUGGAUGGUGUGGCGAUGAGUCUCAGUACAUUCUGCUCACAUAUGAAUGCGGAUAGAAAUAACCAAUCACAGCCGUCGUACUGUGGAGAGAGUAAAGUUCAGUUAAAGUUUGCGAAUAUUCUACGAGGCACUUUCAAACAAGUACCUGGGAUGCCGUACUUUUUCUAUACUCCACCGCACAAGGAAAGCGAUUCAAGAUUUCCCGGAAAAUCAGUACUGGCGUAUUUCGAAGGUUUAUUCAACGAUCACCAGCCGCGUGGUUUGGACAGUACCUUGCUGGAGCGGAGGAAUAGUGACGACCACGUGCAAGAUGAUAGAGUGUCAGCACCAGUAUCGCUGCGAAAGUUAGAUCGACUAGUGGAUCAAUCACGUCCACGAUAUGUACUGAAUGACAGCGAGAAGCCGAGAAGUGGAGAUGAGAAACAGGCAAAAACGAUAACGCAGUAUGGUCGUUAUCCAUUGUUCAUCUAUUUUAUGUGCUCAGUUGAAUAUCCGAACAAAUCAAUGGACACGUUCCCGGUAACGUUCCUGCCCACCUGUGUGUACGAAGUGCUACGAGAAAGUGCCCAGAAACCACAUGAAGCCUUUGAUAUAGCAAGUGUUGUGGUACGAUUGUAUUUAUAUGUGGUAACGUGGCCAAGUGAUAAAGGUGAAAAUAUGCAUGAAGAUAUUGACACAGAAUCCGAUGACGACACGCAUUCAAACAAACAUUUACGAUUUUUGGAAAAAAUGCCGAAAAAGGAGCGAUCGGUGGUGUAUGAGUUACUGAAUCGACUUAAUCGUCUCAUGGAGCUCGAAACUGUUUUGAUGGACAGCAGAAAUGUUCCCGUUACGAAGGAAAGGAUUAUGGAAAUCUCUGCUUAUAUCGAUCAUGAGUGUGGAAGAGAGAAAGCGGUUGAGAACAUACAUGCAUUUGAGCGCUACACAAGACAUUUGGCAAGCAGUGGAAUGUCGGAGGAUCACGAAGUCGAUACUCAUAUAUCGCACGGAGCACGUUUCAUGUUCGCACCAGGAUAUUUCGCCUGCCCUUUACAAGAGAAAUUGUGGUUCGAAGUUCAUCCUCGCUUACGUCUGUCUCGAGGAAACUGUCGCUAUCCGUUGGCUAUUGCUUGCGAUACCUUACGAAUAUCGCUGGAACAAUUCGCUAUACGCAACAUCCCGAACACCUAUGUUGUUAGAAUUAUCCAUUAUAUCACUUAUUUUCCACUAAUGUACCAGUUCUCGAUUUCAAGGGAAUCGGAUGGAAAUGUAUCGUACAUGCAAUUACACACUUCGAUAGAUACAUUUAAUGCAUCUCUAAAAAGAAAUCGAAUAACUGUAAGGAAGAAAAGGGAUACUAGAGAAUCUGAACACUUCAAAACGCAUAUGCUGUUGGCCGUUUACGGGGUGAAUCGUCCAGGAAGGGAAAUCUGCGAAGUGUUGAGGGAAUGUCUUCAAAAACGUCUCGAUCAGGUGACGUUAAGUCACAUGAUCGACAUACUGGCAAAAAAUUCACAAACGAGACUGGAUAGUGCGGAUGUCCUGGAGGAUUUUGGAUCCGGUAGCAACAACAGUACUGAGCAGAAAUCGGUGUUUCUUCCGCUUCCGUAUUUGGGAAAGCCAUCCGAGUCAUACGUACCAAUUUUCUAUCUUCUGGUGAAAUCACCACAAGGAGGAAUUAGAUCCACUGGUAUCGCUGUGAUCGAGAUGCGUUUCAUGAACAGUCGUGGUGAGAUGGCAACUUUAACGAACGGUCGUUUGAACAGCUCGACACAUCAGACAUUGGCCCCGAUGUUGGACGAGGAGAGUGAACGAGACUUAGCGUAUAGUGAAAUGACAUAUUCGGCAAGACAUGAACAACUGGAAGAGAUUCCUGGCGUUUCUGCGUAUGCUCAGUUCGCUGUUUGGCAAGCCGGCGAUGUGGACCUUCAACAGCUUGACGAUCAGUUACGGCACGUAGUGGGACUUGGAAUCUGUGAUGUUGUCACCGAAUUCGGUAUUCUGAAUCUAAACAUUAUCGAAAUCGGUGCGCAAAUUCCAUUGAGCCCAGGGCUGCAUAGUAGCCCUCAUUCAAAAUCCUUAUCAUCAGCGAAAACGCCGACAACAGCUUCCGAGCGCAGGCAGCAACUCCGGAAGCGAGACUCAUUCGACGCUUUACCGGUUGCUUCAACACCGAGCCUACAGACAGACUCAUCGGCGCGAAGUAAAGGCAAUUCGGUAUUCUCAUUUGAAACUCAUCGUGGAUCAUUCACUUCAGACAUAGAUAGAUUGUCAUCGGAUUUUGUUUACCCUGAAAAUCACUCACUCUAUAAUAGUGUUUUUAGUGCUAGUUGUCGAUCACCUGACUAUGUGAAUCCAGGAUUCGUCUCAACGGCGGGGCUGUGGUUUGAUUUUGUUGUGGAUAAACAGUCUGGAAGCAUACCGUCGUUUUUGUCUGAAAAGGGAGAACGAUACACGUCUAUUUUGCGACACUCAUGGAUGUUCGAUUGUAGGCACACAGUUAAUAAGGCAUUGCGCGAGAUCGCCGAUCGUAUUCUGGAGCAGGUGCGCAAUGUUGAUCCGAACUAUCCAGAUCGUGUGCAAAUUUUCGAACCAACUCCUCGUACUAACGAGCUAAUGCAGCACAGUUCAACGUCGUCUUGGACAAGCAGUUGUUCAACGAAACUUCGCGAAAGACGUUAUGAGGCCGCUCCAUCAACCAUGCAAUAUUGUAUGAGUGCUGACAUUGGUAGAGAUCCUUACGACUGCGAUGUGCCCGAUGCUAUUCUCAUAUGUAUGGAUGUGCAAGUAGCAAUCGAAACACAGCGAUUCGGUUUUGACCCCGUUGGUGCUUGCCCGGAGACGUUACUGCGACUGAAUAAUUGCGUAUCGAAGGAGUUGUUUUUGCCGUGUACCGAGGAAAGUCAAUUCAUUCCACGACGCCGGCUGCUAUAUGGCACGGUACAUGGGGAGAAGCUCACCCUGUACUUUUACAACUUCAUGCCAUUCUUGUCAGCUUCGUUGAUGAAUAUGGUGGCAAGAGCAACGUCAUGGUAUAACGCUCGAGCACGUUUGGUCCGUGAAAUUGGCUUGCAUAAGAUGGGAAUUACACACUUGUCGCCACUGGAACAUUUCCAAUCACCGUCAAAUAACCCAUAUUUGGUGUUAGUAUGGCGGCAUCCAGAAGAGUUAAUGGAUAAGGACUAUCCUCCAGAUGACUUGCAGGUGACGGCGAUCGAUGCUUUGCCAAAGGGUUACUCAUCAAGCCUAUUUAGGUUGUAUCGUCGAGAUCAUAAUCCACAUCUGCUUGUGCACCGCUCACCGUGUCUUAUACAAGACCAGUUGGAGCAAAUGCGAAAUAUAAGAAGACAUGUCAGAGAUCACCUCAAUAUAAUGCGAGCAUUCACUACACUACAUGAAUCCUUACUAUCUGGUAAUUGUGAAAUGUCGGAAGCUGAUUUGGAGAAGUUGCGUUCGGCCAGUAAACUAGUGCAUUUUGUCGAGACUCCAGUGUUGUUCUUUCCAAAGUGGCGGCGAAAUAUAGCUGAAGUUAGAGGAGCAAUGGAGCUCGAUCCCAGAAAGGACAAAAUUGCACCGGCACCACUUACUUCGCUGGCUGUUACUCGCCAGCGCGCAAAUACUCUGAGCGUGACUCCAUCUGCUCCUGCGCCGUUUCGAAUACGAUCCGACGUUGAUGAUGAUGAUCCGUGUCAGGCAAAGAUUCUAUAUCUUCUGAUGGCUGAUUACGUUUCCUAUUUAUCGCUUCUUGGUUUGCAACUGCUCAAAGUGACAAAUGUUGAGCGGAGAAGCGAAGAACGUCACAUGUAUACGACAAAUUAUCCACAGGGAUGUAAACAUGCACCGUUUGUAGUAAUGUGCAAGGCAAUGGAAGAUUCAGUGCAACACAUUCGUGAAUUGGAACAUUUCAAGGAUGUCAUCGUCACAGAGUGUCAUCUGCAUUCCUUCACCUACGACUUUCAUCUGAGAAUGCUGAGUAAAUAUUUAAAUAGUGAAGAGUCUACGGAACAACGUCGCGAUGAUUUCAUGUUAGUGUCGAGUGAACUGAAAGGCUCAAAUGAUGGCACAAAAGAGCUUUUUCGUGUGGUGUUGCGUGACAAUCGGCAUGAUCGAUCUGAACUACACUUGGUGUUUUACCUCAUCGCAGUAGCCACCGAAAUUAAGUCACCUCUGGAAGAAGAGCGACAUCGCGAGGACUCCAGACAGAGCGAAGUCGGAGAGUUCAAAAAUUUCGAAAAGAAGGAGCCAGCGGACAGGGACAACACAGAGGAGGUGGAUGCGAUGAUCAAACGGAUUAUAGAUGGUGACUUGCCAUCGGUGGUCGAUGGAAACUUUCCGACUCCAGUUCGACGAAGAUUUUCAAGCGGUGGCCAUCUGCGCACUUCGCCAACAUUGCCACCGCUCAACAAAACGCUUAACAUAGAUGGAACAAUUCCCGGCGAGCAAGUUACAUACGUGCAUUUUCUGAGUGCUCGUCAGAGAUCACUGCAGAAGGUUCGUUACUAUAUUCAUUCUGUUUAUUUCAAUUAUGUUGCAUCUUGGAAGGACGUGGAGUGGUUAGGAGUGCUCUGUAACACAUAG
This is a messenger RNA of Angiostrongylus costaricensis, 5184 nucleotides long. The record is from the annotation of a GenBank genome assembly. Lineage: Eukaryota; Metazoa; Nematoda; Chromadorea; Rhabditida; Metastrongylidae.